GGCAAAGUGUGCGCGCACGAGGCGGGCUGGAGAUCGGGCAUUAGGGUGCCCGCCUUUGUGCUGUACAGAAACCUGGGGGGUAGCGGCUCCUCCCCUGAGUUAACUGGAUGGGGCUCGGGGAUAAGGGGAGCGGAAGCCUGGCUAGGGUGGAUUGUGAUCGAGAUGCUUAACAGGAAAAGAAAGCACGUCUGAAUUGAGAGCAACGCCCGUCGUAUACGCGCUUACCUGGAAGUAAGCGCCACUGAACUUUAUAGGACUUUCUCCGAAGUAGACUUGCGUAGGAUUGUGCUUGACGUGCGGUGUUUCCCCUUGCCUGUGCUGUGCAGAACUAUGCCUGGGGCAAGUUAGGCCAGAACAGUGAAGUGGCCAAGCUCUUGGCAAGCAGUGAUCCGAUGGUCCAGAUCGAAGCAGACAAGCCAUAUGCUGAGCUUUGGAUGGGUGCUCACCCCAAAGGAGAUGCCAUAAUUCUGGAUAAUCGCAUCCCCCAGAAGACCUUACGGCAGUGGAUUGCAGACAACCCCGGGUGCCUAGGCUCCAAGGUCAAAGACGUGUUCCAGGGCCAGCUGCCUUUCUUGUUCAAAGUGCUGUCUGUGAACUCAGCCUUGUCCAUCCAGGCCCAUCCCACCAAGGAACUGGCAGAGAAGCUUCAUGCCCAACAUCCAGAGCACUAUCCAGAUGUCAACCACAAGCCAGAGAUGGCAAUCGCCCUAACCCCCUUUGAGGGCAUGUGUGGCUUCCGCCCUGUUGAAGAGAUUGUGGCUUUCCUCCAGAAUGUCCCUGAAUUCCGGGCCCUAAUUGGGAACGUGGCGGCGGAACAGCUGGAGCGCAGCGUGGGUGAUGACCCCCGGGGCGUCUCAGCCGCGCUGCGUGUCUGCUUCACCAGGAUGAUGAAGAGUGAGAAGAAGGUCUUUGUGGACCAGCUUAACAUGCUGGUGAAGCGGAUUUCUCAAGAAGCAGACACAGGGAAAGAUACUUCAGCCAGCUGCGGAGAGCUCCUUCUCCGGCUUCACUCCCAGUACCCUGGAGACAUCGGCUGCUUCGCCAUCUAUUUCUUGAACCUGAUGAAGCUGCAGCCAGGGGAGUGCAUGUUCCUGGGUGCCAACGAGCCUCAUGCCUAUCUCUAUGGAGACUGCAUUGAGUGCAUGGCGUGCUCCGACAACACGGUACGGGCCGGCCUGACUCCCAAGUUCAUUGACGUUCUCACCCUGUGCGAAAUGCUGAACUACACCCCGGCUCCUAGCAGCUCCAAGCUCUUGACCCCUGUCCAGAGCCGCCUGGAUCCUUGCAUCUAUCUCUACGACCCACCUGUUCCAGACUUCUCCGUCAUGAGGAUAGAGAUUCCUUCCUCCAUGAAGCUGUACCUUGUUUCGGCCAUCGACUCGGCUAGCAUCCUGUUGGUGGUCCAAGGAACUGCUGUCGGUACCUCUACUGCGGCCGUGUCUGAAAUGGCCCUCCGCCGAGGAGCCGUGCUCUUCAUCUCUGCCAACGAGAGCGUCUCUUUGCACCUGUCUGCAGCUGAUGGGAUGCUGCUUUUUCGAGCCUGCUGUCUCUUAUAACAUGGGACACGUAGCUCUUUUUCCCCUUGCCGAGACUCAGACAGAAACUGGUCUGCACCCUCCACACAGCCAGUUAUCCCAUCCAUCAAACCACUGUGUCAAAAGCCCAAAGCAUUUGGGGCUCACCCCUAUAUGAUGGGGCCACCGUUCCCCAUCCUCCUUGACUUUGGCCUGAGCUAAUCCUACUGUUCAUUUUAAUGGUUGUUGUAAAACGCAGGGUUGGGAACUCUCUGGUAGCCCUGUCAUUUUUAAAAAUUGUACCAUCUCCACUGUACAAUCCAGUACUGGGGAAUCUGUGGCCCUCCAGAUGUUGCUGGAUGCCAGCUCCCAUCUGCCCCCCAGCCAGCAUGGCCAAUGGUUGGGGAUGAUGAAUGUUGUAGUCCAGAAACAUCUGAAGGGCCACAGGUUUCCCCAGCCCUGGUAUAAUUGGAGGGGGAAAACACCGGUGUUGAUUUCUCCCGAUGCUGCAAUCUGAGCUGCAUCUGGAAUACCUCCUUUUCUUGCAACCAGACCACAAAUGGGAAUAUGUGGCCCUCUGGAUGUUGGUGGACUAUAGUUCCCACCAUCCUGGAUCCCUGGCCAUACUAGCUGGGGCUGAAGAGAGCUGGAGUCCAGCCACACCUGGAAGGCCACAGGUUCCCUGCCCCUGGACUAGAUCUUGCUGCUUUUGUGGGUUAUCGGUCUACAUACCUUAAACUGAAAAAUAUUACAUAACUAAUGGAACUGACAGCUGCAGUGUAGUCAACGAGGCAUAUCUCUAGCCCCUACCGCAUGCGGAAAGACAGUGGAACAAUGUCUUAGUGCUGUUUUUUGAAACUCCUCCGCUUGUGACAUUUUCUCUAAGCCAAUGCAUUCUCAGGAAUGCUCUCACUCUAGGGGCUGGGCAAAGCUUUUCUCUGCCUUGCCUCAGAUCCUAGCAGAUGCCAGAGGAGCCAGAACAAAUAGAGGCUUGUUUUUAUUCUUUAUUUGGCUAUUUCUUGUCACUUCCUUUGGUACUUUGCUAGCAAAGUUUGCUGUGACUGUAAUGCAACGGCGGGGAAACCUGUGGCCCUCCAGAUGUUACUGAAAUACAACUCUCAUCAUCACUGGCCUUUGGCCGUGCUUGCUGGGGCUGAUGGGAGCUGUCGUUCAGCGAUAUCCAGUGGGCCACAGGUUCCCCACACCUGGUUUACUCCUUGAGGGACUGAAGGCUAGUCCUUAAAUCUAGAAGUAGUUCCAUUUGCCUGCAGCAGGGUGGCAAAUGUGUGUGCACUUGAAAUGCUGGCUUGCAACUCCCAUUUUUCCUUAGCAUUGGCCGUAUGGGAUGGGCCUGUUGGGAGCUGGCAUCUAGCAACUUCCCAGGCUUAGAGUCCUCUGCCCAGGGAACACAAGUGGGGGCCUGUAGCAGCAUCUUUUAGCAAGCUUAGGGUGGUAUUCCAUGCUAGUUCUACUCAGGUAGACAUGACUAACUUAAGCUAAUUAGUUUCAAUAGGUGUACUCUGAGCAGGACUUAGGUGAAUACAACCACUGGCAUUGUUGAUUUUUAGAGGCUAAAUAGUUGCUGGACUUUUAUCCUUGCCCAGGUGAGAGUAGAAAUGGGAAGUUGUUGUUUAAUUAAGCGAACAAUGCAGUUCUGUUCAUAAACUCCAGAGGCAGGGCCUUUGCUCUGGCCUCUCGGACUGGCUUUUCACCUCCUGCUUUCCUUCAAUGGCAUCUUCCCACCACCACCAUGUGGAAAACUCCAAGCAGUUCCACCCACUGGCUGCAUUUGGAUGUCACAAUAAACUAUGGUUUAUCAUGAUGAGGAUUAGCUGAGCCUCCCCCACACCAGCACUGCUUUGAGACCAGAACCUUUUGCUUUUGUUUUCAGUUUUGACCCCAGUGUGGCAUCAGAACCAGACAAACUGUGGUUAAUCUUCACUAGGCUUUGUUUGAAACAAGCUCACGGUGGUGUUUCGAAAAUGAGGUUGGCUUGUUUCAAACAAACCAUCAUUGAAGAGAGACCAGUUUGGAGUUGAGGCAUGGCAUUAAAAACUAGUAAUGGAAAUCAGCAGCAAAAGCUUCCAAACGCCUCCUCCUGUCACACUAGAGAUAGUGUGUGUGAUCGGAAGGAAAGCCAGGCUCAUUCCAAUCCAAAUGUAGCCAGUAUAUACUUUUCCUGGCAGUAGUUUGUAGCCUAUUCAGAGUCAGGGCAGACCCUUGUUGACAACCAGGAAAAACUGAUGGUCUUUCCCAACUGCAGUAUUAAUGUUAGGUGUAGAUUUAACUUUUUGUUGCCUGCUGGGAACUGACUAGAUAAGAUUGUCAAACUGGCACUCUCAUACAGUUGGGUGGGGAGGGGAAGAGGUGACCCAUAUACCAUUAAGGGGAUAGGAAAACAAAUGGGUUUGCAUUAAGCACCGUCUUCUGCUAUGCCUACUAGUGCUUUUAACCUGCUUUGAAUUCCAUAGCACAAAGUGUUACCUCCUUUGAGCAGUAUAGUAUGAUAUCUUGUAUGGUGGUGACAUAAUCUUAGAAUACAAUUCAUGCUUGACUUUUUACACCAACAGGGAAGGGCAGGGACCUUAAGGGUAGAUCAUCAUUUAAGAUCUUAAAAAACAACAACUCCAGUGUAGCUUUUCAAAUAGUUUUUCAAAAUUAUGACAUGUGCCAAUUGCUAAAGUGAACAAUCCAACAGCUAUAAGCUACUCCUGCUUCCACCCUUCUCUUGGGCAAGGGUUCAUUGAAAGAUGAAUCCUAGGGUAUGUCAAUGCAUUCAAGCGUUGCUAAGAAUUUUAGUGCUGAGGAGAGGUAUAGCCUAGUGGUGGGAGAACCUGCAGCCUCCAGAUGUUGCUGGAUUACAACUCCCAUCAUCUCUAACUCUCUAAUCAUCAAAUAAAUAAAUAAUAAUAACAACUAUUGGCUAUUCUGGCUGGGGCUGAUGGGAGUUGGUCCCACAACCUCUACAGGGCCAUAAGCUCCCCAUGCUUGGCAGUACCCUCGCACAAGUACAACUCUAGGGCUUCUGUCGGGUGGGGGGAGCCCUGCUGAUCUACCUUCAACCCAGUUUAAAAUCGUGGCUUAGAUUCUCUUCUUGUUUACAUAGGAAGAAAAAGUGUACUUGCUACUUUCAAUCUCUGGUUUAAUUUUACACCACCACCCACGUGAAUAUUCAUGCUCGCUCAUUCAGAGCCCAGUAUAUUUUAGCGAAGGGGCCUAUCACAACUUUUUUUUUGCAUCCAGCCUAGAAAGAACAAGUCCGUACUCUAGAAGGGUGCCAAACGGCUGUGGUCUCCUGCAAAAUGAUUCAAAAACAAGUGCAAAAAAAUUAAUGUUGAGAACAUUCAAAAGUUGAAGUAUUACUUGCAAAUGAAAGGAAUCAGAGGUUAGGGGUCUGAUGGGAGAUGUGUGUUGUUAUUAAAGAGUUCUGGACCAGAAUCUGAAUCUUGAAUCCAGAAACAAAAAUUGAGAUACUGACUUCACAUAUAGGAAAUGUUUCAGAUGGAUUUUGACUGCUAAACUGUGGCACUGUAAGUUUAGCAUUUGACGUCCAAAUUAACCAGUUCUUAUCAUUUAUGUAGAUGGGGGAUGAAAAGACCCUGCUGGACCCUUUUAUGAAAAUCAUUUUGCACCCAAAUUAGCCUGCAUGAGGAGGCCUGUGAUACACAGACAGUCUACAAGUAGAGACACACCCCCACCCCACAAGAGCCAGUAUUCCUUCUAAACCCUGUACUGUAUUCUGUAUUUUACAGCUCUAGUUAGGGCUAAUAAUUAAACGAAAUCUACUAAUGAAAUGAGUGGGGUUGUAUCAGAUGGGGACAGUCACCCCAAAUUUUCCUGCUGGAGUAAAUCCACCAGUUGUUAGAGUCAAAUGCAAUGAGUUAAAGUUGUCUAAGUAAAGAAGGCACUGCAGAAAGCAGGCCUUGAGAAGAUGGCUGGUGUAUUUUUUCCCUUAGAUUAAAGAUGAUUGUACAAAUGCAUUUUCGAAAGGCCUAAUAAAGACCCUUGCCUGAGUAA
Molecule: messenger RNA, 5531 nt
Organism: Rhineura floridana
Lineage: Eukaryota; Metazoa; Chordata; Lepidosauria; Squamata; Rhineuridae
Gene: MPI
Product: mannose phosphate isomerase
Exons: 8
Coding region: 393-1556 (387 amino acids)
Biological process (GO): GDP-mannose biosynthetic process; carbohydrate metabolic process
Cellular component (GO): cytosol
Molecular function (GO): zinc ion binding; mannose-6-phosphate isomerase activity
Source: RefSeq, a predicted model, not a curated record